This is a messenger RNA of Jaculus jaculus (lesser Egyptian jerboa), 2119 nucleotides long. RefSeq names its product Myb related transcription factor, partner of profilin (gene Mypop). Gene Ontology annotation, cellular component: nucleus. The transcript has 2 exons. The coding region runs from base 287 to 1486 and encodes 399 amino acids. Gene Ontology annotation, biological process: regulation of transcription by RNA polymerase II. Lineage: Eukaryota; Metazoa; Chordata; Mammalia; Rodentia; Dipodidae. Gene Ontology annotation, molecular function: RNA polymerase II cis-regulatory region sequence-specific DNA binding; DNA-binding transcription factor activity, RNA polymerase II-specific. The record is from RefSeq and is a predicted model, not a curated record.
CACCCAACCCACCCUACAUGGCGGGGUUGUCAGCUGUUUGCGGGCUCCUCUGACGGCACCCAGCACUUCUGACGUCCCCCAACCCUUGCCCAGAUUGUCGAAAGGGGGGAAGGGGGACCCUCGAGCCCAUCCCGUGCACCUGCCAUCCCCCGCCCCACUCCCGCCAGCGCUGUCUGCCCUCCUCUGCCCGCAGCUCCGGCGCCACCUUCCCCACACCCCACACCCCAUCCCCGUUUCCCAUGCGCCAGGCAGAUGCUCGGUGGCGUCGUCGGGGUGCGGGGACACCAUGGCCUCGGCCCCGACGACCUCGGGCGAGACGGAGGAGACCACCCGGCUGCGCAAGCCUCGCUUCUCGUUCGAAGAGAACCAGAUCCUGAUCCGGGAGGUGCGCGCCCACUACCCGCAGCUGUACGGGGCGCAGAGCCGUCGGGUGAGCGUGGCCGAGCGCAGGCGCGUGUGGGAUGGCAUCGCCGCCCAGAUCAACGGCAUCACCAGCUGGAAGCGCACCGGGCAGGAGGUGCAGAAGCGCUGGAACGACUUCAAGCGCAGGACCAAGGAAAAGCUGGCCCGCGUGCCGCACUCCACGCAGGGCGCGGGGCCCGCCGCCGACGAUGCCUUCUCGGCCGAGGAGGAAACUAUUUUUGCUAUCCUGGGUCCCGGGCUAACGGGGACUGGGGUUGCCGCCGCCGCUGCCUGGGCGGAGGAAUCGUCCGCGGCCGCCUCUUCGCCGCCACCUGCCCCGAGCGGCGCAGGUGCCCAGCGCUGCUACGUGUUGUCAGAGGACCGACGGGCAGAUACCCCAGCCCACAGCAAGGGUGGCUCCAGCAGCCCAGAACCCUGGGCCCGACCUUCUUCCAAUGUCCAGGAAACUGGUUGCCCAAGGUCCAAGGAGCGUGAGUCCCCGCCCCUUGCAGUCCCCCAGGCUGUCCAGCUGCCCCGCCUGGCCUUGUCUCCACCGCCCUCUGCCCCUCCGCUGCCACCACAACCGCUGACCCAAGCGGCACCUUCGUCCCCCAGUCCCCCUCCUCGGCCUCCACCCACCUCGGCCCCAGACCAGUCCCUGGACUUCCUGCGGGCCCAGCAGGAGACUGCCAACGCCAUCCGGGAGCUGGCUGGUACCCUUCGGCAGGGACUGGCCAAACUGAGCGAGGCCCUUAGUGCCCUGCUACCCCUUCUGCCGGGAAUCCCGGGCGAACCGCUGCCCCCGCCCCCACCCCCGCCUCCUCCUCCUCCUCCUCCUCCUCCCAGGCCCGUCCAGCCUCCACCUGCCCCGAAGGUGGAGGUCACCCCAGAACCCGUGUCUGUGGUCGCUGCCGUCGUGGACGGGGCUGUGGUGGCAGCCCGAGGGGUGAUCAUUGCCCCUAGGAGCGAGGAAGGGACACCCAGGCCACCCCCAGCGCCACUUCCUCCCCACGACUCACCCCCACACAAGAGGAGGAAAGGUUUCCCCACGCGGAAGAGGCGGGGCCGAUGGAAAUCUCCCUGAAACCUGCUCCCCUCUCUGCCCCUGCCCGCUGCGCCCCUCCCAGCUUGGCACCGUGGGGGGAAAUGCACCUUGCACAUCCUAGCCGCGCCUUGGCUCCCUGCUCCAGGGUGGUGGUGAGCACCCCACUCCCCUGUGCUAGUUAGUGCCUGAUUGCCUGGGGUGGGUAAGCCCUUGGUGGGACCCCCCCCCCCAGCUCCUUUCUCUGGUACAAUGCUGUCUGCCUGGCUGCCUCCCUUAGCCCUGACUUCUAAGCCAUCGAUUUGACGUUCCUUAAUAAUAUCACCCUUCGUGGGGUGGGAAGGGACCCCUCGGGUCUGCAAUGCGCCCCUUUGCCUAACAGUUCCUGCUAUUGACUUGAAGAGAAGUGACCCGUGGCGGUGGGGGGGAUCCCCACUUCCCCAAACCCCAAACUUUUAGAUGGGGGUGGAAAUCGCUCGACAAGAGAGAUUGUGAAUGACAGAGGAUAUAGCCAGUAUGUCCCCUAGGGGCAACGGGGGGAGGGGGUUCUGACUGGGGAGGUAAGGGUUGGGUCCUGUGCCUCCCACUGCCUUUGCCGAUUCUGACCUCCGGAACUCAUCCUCCUUUGCCUCCUUAGUGGUGACAGAUACCAAUAAACUUAUUUUUCAUACUUGA